CCUCCCAAGAUGGGAGGUGACGAACUUCUAAAUCAGGACCGUGCCUCUGGGACACCAAGGGUCCCUGUGCUCUGCAGACUGCUUUCAGAGAAAUCUGUGCCUCUCUCAGGUCUGCUUGCCCCAAACUGCUCCCAAACUGACCCCCAGAGACGGGCCCAGCUCCUUCCAUCCCUGACCUUUGCUUCCAUCUGAUAUCUGGGAUGCAGUUAAGUUUGGCCCAAGGCAAAGCUACCAGAGUUUUGGCUGAAGGUAACAGCUACGAUGCUUCAGAUGCAGUGCUUAUGCUGUGCCAGGCUGUCUCAUAAGGUCUCAUAAGGUGCUUCCUUCCCUAUCUGAAAGGGCUUCGUGCUGACCCCUGCGGCUGCUGCCUGAGCCUAGGUCCAAUCGCAGUGCGGGAGAACCUCUGCUCCCUCCCAGAGAGAUCCAGACCCUGGCAGCCCUGGAUGCGGACUGGAUGUUUCCUGGCCUUGUGUUGCCUGUCCCCCUCCGUUUCCCCAAAGGGGAAGGUUUUGUGUCCCUUGUGAUGAGCCAGGACGUGGCUACGUGAACAGCACCACAGCCAAACCUGACGGGCAUUUGGCCACAGCUGCAGGGAGGACACGGGGCCCUGCAUUGCCUCAGGCCUGCUUGUGAUUCCAAGUGGUGAAGCCCCAUCACUGGUAAAGAGGAGUGGGACGGGCUCAGCCGCUCUCACCUGCUCAGCCAGAGGCAGGCCCGUGGCUUGGGGGAAAUUCCUGGGCGGGGAGGAAACUGACCAACAGCUGAGUUACGCACACACAGCGGUUCCUGUUUGAGCUGCCUGACUUGGGUUUUAAAUAUAGCCUAUUAAGGCAAUUAGCGAAUUGGUUCCAAAGUUUAUCUCCUCUGAUUCCCAAAGAUAAAAGAAGGCAUAAUUUAUCUUUAGGUAAAAAAGUGUAGACGAUUUGGGACCAUCUGGUUUUAAAAAAAUAAUCUGACCUAGACACAAAUGAACAAAACAAAAACGGUUUUGGAGAGAAAUUGGUGUGCCUGACCCUCCCCUUUUUUGUGUGGCGUAUCUAAGCUUCAUUGCAAAAAAAAAAAAAAAGUUGUUUAAUAAUUACCCUUAUUGACCUCUGUACCUUCUGGACUUCCUUUGCUCCUGGGCACAAGACAUGGCCAUUUCUAGGGUUGGACCGUGCAGGCACAGGCGGUCAGCUGGGCCGCAGCUCCUCCGGCUCUGCAGGGUCACGGAGGAAGCCAGCUCCCCUAGUCCAGGCCGAGCUUGCACUUGCGUCUUGUCUGCUGCUGCUGAACCAAGAUUUAGCUGUGCGCCCUCCUUGCAGUCUCCUGGAACCAGCAGGAGGAAACAUGGGGGAUACUGGCCUGAGAAAGCGGAGAGAGGAUGAGAAGUCGAUCCAGAGCCAAGAGCCUAAGACCACCAGUCUCCAAAAGGAGCUGGGCCUCAUCAGUGGCAUCUCCAUCAUCGUGGGCACCAUCAUUGGCUCUGGGAUCUUCAUUUCCCCCAAGUCUGUGCUCAGCAACACGGAAGCUGUGGGGCCCUGCCUCAUCAUAUGGGCGGCUUGCGGGGUCCUCGCGACGCUGGGUGCCCUGUGCUUUGCGGAGCUUGGCACAAUGAUCACCAAGUCAGGGGGCGAGUAUCCCUACCUGAUGGAGGCCUACGGGCCCAUCCCCGCCUACCUCUUCUCCUGGGCCAGCCUGAUCGUCAUCAAGCCCUCAUCCUUCGCCAUCAUCUGCCUCAGCUUCUCCGAGUAUGUGUGCGCGCCCUUCUAUGCGGGCUGCAAGCCUCCUCAAAUCGUUGUGAAAUGCCUGGCCGCCGCCGCCAUCUUGUUCAUCUCGACAGUGAACUCACUGAGCGUGCGGCUGGGAAGCUACGUCCAGAACAUCUUCACCGCGGCCAAGCUGGUGAUCGUGGCCAUCAUCAUCAUCAGCGGGCUCGUGCUCCUGGCCCAAGGAAACACAAAGAAUUUUGAUAAUUCUUUCGAGGGCGCCCAGCUGUCUGUGGGAGCCAUCAGCCUGGCGUUUUACAAUGGACUCUGGGCCUAUGAUGGAUGGAAUCAACUCAAUUACAUCACAGAAGAACUUAGAAACCCUUACAGAAACCUGCCUUUGGCCAUUAUCAUCGGGAUCCCCCUGGUGACAGCGUGCUACAUCCUCAUGAACGUGUCCUACUUCACCGUGAUGACUGCCACCGAACUCCUGCAGUCCCAGGCCGUGGCUGUGACAUUUGGUGACCGUGUUCUCUAUCCUGCUUCUUGGAUCGUUCCACUUUUUGUGGCAUUUUCAACCAUCGGUGCUGCUAACGGGACCUGCUUCACAGCGGGCAGACUUAUUUAUGUGGCGGGCCGGGAGGGCCACAUGCUCAAAGUGCUUUCUUACAUCAGCGUCAGGCGCCUCACUCCAGCUCCUGCCAUCAUCUUUUAUGGUAUCAUAGCAACGAUUUAUAUCAUCCCUGGUGACAUAAACUCGUUAGUCAAUUAUUUCAGCUUUGCCGCAUGGCUGUUUUAUGGGCUGACGAUUCUAGGACUCAUCGUGAUGAGAUUUACAAGGAAAGAGCUGGAGAGGCCUAUCAAGGUGCCCAUAGUCAUUCCCGUCUUGGUGACACUCAUCUCUGUGUUUUUGGUUCUGGCUCCAAUCAUCAGCAAGCCCGCAUGGGAGUACCUCUACUGUGUGCUGUUUAUAUUAAGCGGCCUUUUAUUUUACUUCCUGUUUGUCCACUACAAGUUUGGAUGGGCUCAGAAAAUCUCAAAGCCGAUUACCAUGCACCUUCAGAUGCUAAUGGAAGUGGUCCCACCGGAGGAAGACCCUGAGUAACAAGCUCCGCCUCUUGUAGCCAAGUCAGCUGAAUUUAUUUUCUUAAGCAAUAUUUGUGGUUAUUUCUUCCUUUUUUUCUUAUGAAUAAAAUAUACUCACUCA
Molecule: messenger RNA, 2895 nt
Organism: Gorilla gorilla gorilla (western lowland gorilla)
Lineage: Eukaryota; Metazoa; Chordata; Mammalia; Primates; Hominidae
Gene: SLC7A9
Product: solute carrier family 7 member 9
Exons: 13
Coding region: 1330-2793 (487 amino acids)
Biological process (GO): amino acid transmembrane transport; L-cystine transport
Cellular component (GO): membrane
Molecular function (GO): neutral L-amino acid transmembrane transporter activity; L-cystine transmembrane transporter activity
Source: RefSeq, a predicted model, not a curated record